UUUAGGACACGGGACCCAGAACCAGAUGGUCGGGAGGAGACGCGCCAGCCCCCGCCGCAGCUGCCGGAGCGGUGAAGCCCCGGCGCGCCGCAGGGACUGAUCCAGCCCGGCUGGGCAGCGCCGCGGGGCCGCGCCCGGGCCAGACACCGCGGCAGGGUCUGGAGCCCCCCACCCCGACGGCGGCAGCUUGACCCUCUGCCGGGGGGGGCCCCCUGCGUCGUUUCCUCCUCCCCGCAUCCCCCUUUGCUUUCAUGCAACGCCUGGUGGCCUGGGACGCAGCAUGCCUCCCCAUCCAGCCGCCUGCCUUUAAAUCCAUGGAAGUGGCUAAUUUCUAUUACGAGGCGGACUGUCUGGCUGCUUUCAACAAGGUGCACCCGCGGGCGGCCGGGGGCCGCUCCAUGACCGAGCUCACCGUCGGGGACCACGAGCGGGCCAUCGACUUCAGCCCGUACCUGGAGCCUCUGGCGUCGCAGCCGCCGCCUCCCGCGGCAGCAGCAGGGGGCAACUUUGAGCCUCCGUGCAGCAGCGGCGCCGGCCAAGAUUUCCUUUCCGAUCUCUUCGCCGAGGACUAUAAAGGCAGCGGCGGCAGCAAGAAGCCCGACUACACCUACGUCAGCCUCGCCCGGCACGGCCACCCCUGCGCCAGCCAGAGCCACAAGCCGGGGGGGCUGCCGGGCUGCUUCCCUCCCCAGAUCGUGGAGACCAAAGUGGAGCCGGUCUUCGAGACCCUGGACUCUUGCAAAGGGCCCCGGAAGGAAGAAGGGGGCGCGGGGCCGGGACCGGGGGGCAUGUCCUCGCCCUACGGCAGCACCGUGCGCUCCUACCUGGGUUACCAGUCGGUGCCGAGCGGCAGCAGCGGGAACCUGUCCACAUCAUCCUCCUCCAGCCCCCCCGGCACCCCCAACCCCUCCGAGUCCUCCAAGUCCGCCGCCGCCGCCGGCGGGGGCUACUCCGCCGCCCCGGCGGGCAAGAACAAGCCCAAGAAGUGCGUGGACAAGCACAGCGACGAGUACAAGCUGCGCCGGGAGAGGAACAACAUCGCGGUGCGCAAGAGCCGCGACAAAGCCAAAAUGCGCAACCUGGAGACGCAGCACAAAGUCUUGGAACUGACGGCCGAGAACGAGCGGCUGCAGAAGAAGGUGGAGCAGCUCUCCCGGGAGCUGAGCACCCUCAGGAACUUGUUCAAACAGCUGCCCGAGCCGCUGCUCGCCUCCUCGCCGCGCUGCUGACCCCCGGGCGGGCGGGCGGGCCGAGGGGAGAGCGGAGCCGCCGGCUCCCGGCCCCGCUCCGCGAUCCCGGGGCCGGGCCGAGGCGGGAGAGAGCCCUCGGCGGGCGGGCGGGUUCGGUUUCAAUUCGUGCUGUUGUUGUUGUUGUUGGAUUUUUUUUUUUUUUUUUUUCUUUACCGACAUGUUGGCGGAAGGCUCCGCCGCCGCGCGGGGCUGCGCGGAGCCGGGGCCGCGGAGGGGCGCGGAGGGGGCGCGGAGGGACCCCGGCCCCGGCCCGGGCGGGCUCUGCUGGGCGCUGGGUUUAUUUAAAAGAGCGAGAGGAGAGCGAGGGCAAAGUGAUGCAAUCCUUUAAGCAUGGCUGGGAAUGCUGUGUACAUGAUGCAAUCUCGUGUAACUGUCAGUCAUGGAUUGAGUAAUCUGUUAAAGAUGUUCCUACAGUUUUUUUUAUUAUAAAGAAUAAUCUAUUUCUAUAAGAAAAUACAUAUGUAUAUUUUGGGAUCUAUGCAUUCUUGCUACAUUUGAAGCAUUAAUGAACAAUUUUAAUAAACUUUAUGACUAGGUUAAAAAAAAA
Molecule: messenger RNA, 1797 nt
Organism: Hirundo rustica (Barn swallow)
Lineage: Eukaryota; Metazoa; Chordata; Aves; Passeriformes; Hirundinidae
Gene: CEBPB
Product: CCAAT enhancer binding protein beta
Exons: 1
Coding region: 252-1229 (325 amino acids)
Biological process (GO): DNA-templated transcription; regulation of cell differentiation; regulation of transcription by RNA polymerase II
Molecular function (GO): RNA polymerase II cis-regulatory region sequence-specific DNA binding; DNA-binding transcription factor activity, RNA polymerase II-specific
Source: RefSeq, a predicted model, not a curated record